GGCUCGCCGCGCCUCUCCCCCGUCCGUCCAUAUUGCUGCAGCCCCCGAGCCGGGAAGCCCGGGCCGCCCCGGCGGCGGGGGGGAGGGAGGGACAGGACGAGAAGCCUGCCAGGCUCCGGGGGGUGCCUCGCGAGGAACGGGCGGGGGGGGACGCGCGCCAAGGAGGCCUGGACCGCAGAGUGGGGGGCCUUCCUCCCCCCCCCCCCGCCCCGCCAGCGGGCCUCGGAUCUACGGCGGCUGCAUCCGACCGGGAGGGAGGCCGCGCCUAGCGUGAACCCCGACCCUUCUCCGCAGAGACUGGGGCCCAGCGCCCCAGUGGAAGGCGUCGCGGGCGCUCUGAGAGCCGAGUUCGAGGCGGGGGAGGCCGCCUCUGGCGCGCCCGGCUUCUCCGGGGGGGCGGGCGCGCAGAUGGCCACUCAGGUGGAGCCGCUGCUGCCGGGAGGCGCUCCGCUGCUGCAGGCCGAGGAGCACGGGGGGCUGGUGAGGAAGAAGCCGCCGCCGCCGCCCGAGGGCCAGGGCGAGCCCGGGGCGAACGACGUCGGCGGGGGUGAGCCGGACGGCGGUGGCCGGAGACCGCGGCCCCCCUGCGCCAAGCCACACAAGGAGGGCAGCGGGCAGCUGGAGCGCGAGAGCCCGCGGCCGCCUCAGCCUCCCGGCGUCGAGGGCCUGGCCUUCAGCGACGGGGAGGAGGGCAGCGGUGAGCCGGGCGCUGGUGGAGGAGUGGCCGCGGGCGCCGGGCGCCGAGACUUCGUGGAGGCCCCUCCGCCCAAGGUGAACCCGUGGACUAAGAACGCGCACCCGCCGGUGCUGGCCGCUGUGAACGGACAGUCUCUCCCAGAACAUUCUGCUCCAGCAAAGGUGGUGAGGGCAGCAGUUCCUAAACAGCGCAAAGGCAGCAAGGUUGGUGACUUUGGAGAUGCAAUCAACUGGCCCACACCUGGAGAGAUAGCCCACAAGAGUGUGCAGCCACAGUCCCACAAGUCUCAGCCUGCCCGUAAGCUGCCACCCAAAAAGGACAUGAAGGAACAGGAGAAAGGAGAAGGGAGCGAUAGUAAGGAGAGCCCAAAAACCAAAUCGGAUGAAUCAGGGGAGGAGAAGAAUGGAGAUGAGGACUGCCAGCGAGGGGGUCAGAAGAAGAAAGGGAACAAACACAAGUGGGUCCCAUUGCAAAUAGACAUGAAGCCUGAAGUGUCAAGAGAGAAACUGGUCUCGCGUCCUGCUCGCCCACCAGAGCCACGACACACACCUGCCAACCGCGGGGAGAUCAAAGGGUCUGAGCCUGCCACCUACGUGUCUGUGCCUGUGGCCCCCCCCACCUCAGCCUGGCAACCAGAGACCAAACCGGAGCCUGCCUGGCCCGACCAGGAUGAGACAUCGAGUGUGAAGAGUGAUGGGGCUGGUGGGGCACGGGCUUCCUUCCGCGGCCGUGGACGGGGGCGUGGUCGUGGCCGCGGACGUGGCCGGGGUGGCGCUCGAACCCAUUUUGACUACCAGUUCGGCUACCGAAAGUUUGAUGGUGCAGAGGGUCCCCGAACCCCGAAGUAUAUGAACAACAUUACCUACUACUUUGACAAUGUCAGCAGCACUGAGCUUUACAGUGUGGACCAGGAGCUGCUCAAAGACUACAUCAAGCGCCAGAUUGAAUACUACUUCAGCGUGGACAAUUUAGAGCGCGACUUCUUCCUGCGACGGAAAAUGGAUGCUGACGGUUUCCUUCCCAUCACUCUUAUUGCUUCCUUCCACCGAGUGCAGGCCCUUACCACUGACAUUUCACUCAUCUUUUCGGCCCUAAAAGACAGCAAGGUGGUGGAGAUUGUUGAUGAGAAAGUCCGCAGGAGGGAGGAGCCCGAAAAAUGGCCUCUUCCUGGUCCCCCAAUAGUGGAUUAUUCCCAGACCGAUUUCUCCCAGCUUCUUAACUGCCCUGAGUUUGUGCCCCGCCAGCACUACCAGAAGGAGACAGAGUCGGCGCCUGGCUCUCCUCGUGCAGUCACCCCAGUGCCAACCAAAACGGAGGAGGUCAGCAACCUAAAGACACUGCCCAAGGGCCUGUCUGCCAGCUUGCCUGACCUGGAUUCCGAGAACUGGAUUGAAGUGAAGAAGAGGCCUCGGCCCUCCCCAGCACGGCCCAAGAAGUCAGAGGAGCCCAGGUUAGUCCACCAGACCUCUGUGCCUCAGCAACUGCCCUCUCAGCAGCUGAUGUCCAAGGAUCAGGAUGAGCAAGAGGAACUGGAUUUCCUGUUUGACGAGGAGAUGGAGCAGAUGGAUGGACGGAAGAACACCUUUACUGCCUGGUCUGAUGAGGACUCUGACUAUGAAAUUGAUGACCGGGAUGUCAACAAGAUCCUCAUUGUCACUCAGACGCCACCUUACAUGCGCCGGCACCCAGGGGGGGACCGCACAGGCAACCACACCUCCCGUGCAAAGAUGAGCGCUGAGCUGGCCAAGAUCAUUAACGAUGGACUCAACUACUAUGAGCAGGACCUGUGGGCUUCAAAGUUCGAACCUGAGUACUCCCAGAUCAAGCAAGAAGUCGAGAACUUCAAGAAAGUCAACAUGAUCAGUCGGGAGCAGUUUGACACACUAACCCCUGAGCCCCCUGUGGAUCCCAACCAGGAGGUCCCUCCCGGGCCACCCCGAUUCCAACAAGUUCCCACUGAUGCCCUGGCCAACAAGUUGUUUGGUGCUCCUGAGCCUUCUACCAUUGCCCGCUCUCUACCAACCACUGUCCCAGAGUCGCCAAACUACCGCAAUGCCAGGACCCCCCGCACUCCCCGGACACCGCAGCUUAAAGAUUCAAGCCAGACGUCACGGUUUUACCCAGUGGUGAAGGAAGGACGGACCCUAGAUGCCAAGAUGCCUCGGAAAAGGAAGACAAGACACAGCUCCAACCCACCCUUGGAGAGUCAUGUGGGCUGGGUGAUGGAUUCCCGAGAGCACAGGCCCCGGACUUCUUCCAUCAGCUCCAGCCCCUCAGAAGGGACGCCUACGGUUGGCAGCUAUGGCUGCACCCCUCAGUCGCUGCCCAAGUUUCAGCAUCCUUCCCAUGAGCUGCUCAAGGAAAAUGGCUUCACACAACACGUCUACCACAAGUAUCGUAGGCGCUGCCUUAAUGAGCGGAAACGCUUGGGCAUUGGCCAGUCUCAGGAGAUGAACACUCUCUUUCGAUUUUGGUCCUUCUUCCUCCGAGAUCACUUUAACAAAAAGAUGUAUGAGGAGUUCAAGCAGCUGUCUCUGGAGGAUGCCAAAGAAGGCUACAGAUAUGGUUUGGAGUGCCUUUUCCGAUACUAUAGUUAUGGCCUGGAAAAGAAGUUCCGGCUGGACAUAUUCAAGGAUUUUCAGGAGGAAACCAUGAAAGACUAUGAAGCCGGUCAGCUCUAUGGACUGGAGAAAUUCUGGGCCUUCUUGAAAUAUUCCAAAGCCAAAAAUUUGGACAUUGACCCCAAACUUCAAGAAUACCUCGGCAAAUUCCGACGUCUCGAAGACUUCCGAGUGGACCCCCCCAUGGGUGAAGAGGGCAACCACAAGCGACACCCAGUGGCAGCAGGAGGUGGUGGCGGUGAGGGCAGGAAGCGGUGCCCCUCCCAGUCUUCCAGCAGGCCCACUGCCGUGAUCAGCCAACCCCCCACACCACCCGCCGGCCAGCCCACCCGGGAAGAUGCCAAAUGGACAACCCAGCACUCGGCACACUGACUUUGGGAAAGUGAAAAACCCCUUGGCCCUGGGGGUUUGGGGGAAGGGGGAUGGGCAAGAGUCCAUGGGGCACCCAGUCCCAGGAGAGGGGACAGAGAAGGGACAGGCCUCUAGUCAUUAGGAUGGGCCUUUGUGCUGAGUAGCAAUGUGUACACCUUUUGGGCUUUCAGAGGUACCCCUGGGCAGGAGCCUCCACACAUUCCCUUCCCCCUCCUCUCUCCAUGACGUCUUCACAUCCUAGCUUCUUCUAAGGGGGGAGGGAACAGGGAGAUUUUAUAUAUAUAUACAUAUAUAUAUAUACAUAUAUAUAUCAAGUUUUAAAUUAUUGAUAGUUCAUUUGGAUUACCAAAUCACUCUGUAGCCCUGCCCUCGGCUGAUAGGCCGCAACCCUGGUCCCCACCCUACAGCCUCCUGCUCCCCCUCAAGCCAACUAUGCAGCCCACAAGAAGGCCCUGUGGGCCCAUUGCCCAGCACUGUCCCAUUGAAGGCUCUGCAGCGCCCCUGGGCCCCACGAGCACCGGCCCCUUUAUCAUCUGGGGCUUGCCAUCACCAUGUUCUCCCUACUGCCCCGUGCCCUUCCGCCAUCUUCCGGGAGAAGGAAACCAAAGGAUCUAAAAGUGGUGGGGGAGGUUUGGCCUCUCCCCACUCCCCUCUCCCCAUACCCCUUACUCCCCAGCCCAGAGAGACGCUGCUCAUACCAGAAAAGACUAUUGAAAGAUGAUUUAUUUUAUUUUUCUCUGACCUUAUCAUCCUUGGGGAAGAAGGAAAAAAAAAAUGACAAAACCGACCAUAAAAGACCAAAAAAAGAAAAUCGGAAAACCCCCACCUAAUCCGCAGCAAGUGAUGUUUUUCUCCUACCCUUGGAAUUUGUUUUGUUUUGUUUUGUUCUUUGAAAUAAUAUUUUUUUAAAAGUUGCCUUAUUGUGGAGCGGGAAUCUGAAAUACCCAAAUGCCUGUUUUCCUCGGUGGAGUCCACUCAGAGCUCUCACCUUCUCUGGAUGUGCCUGGGCUGGAUUGACUAGACUCUUCCUCUGGACUGAAUUGCAUGUACAGUGCCUCCUGCCUUGGAGGCAAGAGAGUUGGGGGUGGCUCGGAUGAGAGCCAUGCCCGAAUAUCCCUGCUGUUGCAUCGUUUGAAGCUGACGUCCUGUGUCUACACUGCUGCCACUGUCGUGUCCUUGCUCUGCUUGCUGUUGCCUCACACUAGGCCCUGUCCCUGCUGUGAUACCCUUCAUCCUACCCUUGGAACCCCAAGGCCAAGUUUGCUUCAAACUGUUGGAGAAGAGCGUUGGCCUGGACCUGGGACACACACGUCCUCAGCUUGACCGUCUCCCCACUUCAGAGGGGAAAGGUGAACACCUGGCAGCUGAGGCUUGGAAGUGUUUCUUAUGUUGAGACCUCAAGGAGGCUUUGUCUCAUAAAAGGUGGAGAAAAAUGCCAUUCUCCUCCCUUGGGUCUGGUGGGGUCUCCCCAUCUUGCAUUCCCCUCUGCAAGCCAUCUCUGCCCAGCCUCCAAUUGACCCUGCCUGGGAACAAGGGACGAGGAGGAGUUGAGGGCUGGGGAGAACCCUGCCAGUUGGAGAAGCCCCAUGGCAGGAAGGUAUAUGUGGACAUAGAGUAUACCUGACUUCUCCAGCCACUGACUGCUUGGGUUGGGCUGUGAAACAAUGGAAUGGCUGGAGUCUACAGGCAUUUGGAGCUGGGGGGGUGGGGGUGAUGCAGGACUGACCCACACGGACUGGGCUGUGUGUUGGGUGUGGGAUGACAAUGCAUCCACCCCCAGUGGGGACCAGGCAGCACUGAAAAGUUUGUGGUAAUGUUGCUCAGUUGCUGACACUUUCUUGGCCCUCUUUUUCAACUCCCUCUGUUGGGCCCAAAGGUUGGGAGUAGGGGACAGUACCCCAGGGCUUGCCUCUGUCUUGGGCACGUCGUUGCUUUUGGCCUGCCCCCUCAUCUCUGCCCUCCCAGUGGUUGGUAUGUUGGGAAACCCAUCUCAGUUCCUGUGACCCAGUUGUCUCAAAAGCCACGGAUGAGUGUCUGAUCUCUGCUCUGACGGCGGGAUCUGCAGCCUUUCCCUGCCCUGUCUGGUGCCCGCCCUGUGUUGUACCAGACACGACUUCUGCACCCCUGCCUCUGCUGUAUCUCCCCUUUGCUUCAGGUUGCGCAGCCCUGUACUGUAUCCAGCACCACAGAAACCUCAGUGUUUGUCCUCUGCUGGGUUUGGGGCACAAGGAAGCCUUGGGGGUGUGGGGACAGGCUGUUCUGAUAGAGAGUUUAUUCCCAGGCCUGGGGCUGCCAUCUUCUCCUUAUCCCUCCCCACAGACACCCCAGAAAGAGGAAGCCCCUGUGAGGUGAGGACUUCAUCUCAACAUAGGCUGAGGAUGGGGAGAAAGGAGACUUUUUUUCUUUUUCCUUUUUUCUUUUUUUUUUCUUUUUUUUGUAACAUGUUAGGAGUUGAUGUUGCAAAGAGUAGUUUACAUCUUCACUUUCUGAAGACACUUGAAUUUAGGACCGACGUAUCUGUGACAAGCAUGCCAGGAGUGGCAGGGGCCAUCAGGGCUUGCCACUUCACACCCACCAUCCUCUCAUGGGGAUCCAAGAUCUGAGACACAAAGCAACAGCCUGCCCAGAUCCUUCUGUUCAUCCUGUAUCCUUCCAGGAUUGGUCCAUGCCAACACACCCUUUGUGUGUCAGCCCUGCUCGGGGCAGGUUUCUCACCCUCUCCUGAACCUGGAAACAGGUGCACUACCAGCAGAGAGGGGCUGCCAGCCGAGCCCCAGCCUGGACUCAGAUGCUGAGCCCCAUGUCAAAGUUGUGUUCUGUUUUGUUCAUUUGUAGCUUCCCUUCCUCCUUUCCUGGUGAUUGAUUUUAGAAAAGAAAGCUGCUCAGAAGGCCCUAGAAGUGGGGAGAGGGGCAAGGAAGGCAACUAGGGUUGGGGUUUUUGCCAAAAGCCUGGGUAGAGCAGUCUGGAUCAUCUGGCGCCCUCCUGAGUGGGACCCCAUAGUGCCUCCUGUGUGGAGGGUCCCUGGACUUGCCCCAGCCCCACCCUCUCCUUCAGCCAUGUUGACGGUGGCGGCAGAGAAGAUAGGAACUUACAGCCCAUUUCUCACUGGAGAGGAAAACAUGUCACCUGGCUUUGCGGAGAAGGUUCCACCUUAUGCUCAUAGUACAUUAUCUUUACCAUGUGCUAGGAUAUCACACUUAAAAGGACAAACAAUGUAAAAUACUUGAAUGAGCUUGUAUUAUAACAUUAAUAUUAUUGAGAGUAUCUGCUUUCCAGGCUGAAGUGAUUCAUUAUUCUAGUCUGCUUUAGUCCUUUGUAAUUUGUGGUAAUUAUGCUUUUCUUUUUAAUACAAAAAAAAUGUAUAAAAAUAAAAACUUGAAAAGGCACAA
Molecule: messenger RNA, 7080 nt
Organism: Eptesicus fuscus (big brown bat)
Lineage: Eukaryota; Metazoa; Chordata; Mammalia; Chiroptera; Vespertilionidae
Gene: LARP1
Product: La ribonucleoprotein 1, translational regulator
Exons: 19
Coding region: 409-3690 (1093 amino acids)
Biological process (GO): mRNA stabilization; positive regulation of translation
Cellular component (GO): cytoplasmic stress granule; cytosol
Molecular function (GO): RNA cap binding
Source: RefSeq, a predicted model, not a curated record